GUUUGUAAGUUUUCAUGAGAAGCUCUUGUCGUUUGGUCUUUCGCGGUGAAAAAAGAGGGGAAAAAAGGGGGUGAAAAGGGGGGGAAGGGAAAACAAAAGGCUCAGUUCGCUUACACAAGUGCCCGUGUAUAGGUCGACAAGUCGACGCUCGGCUAUGCCGCCAUUCAGGGCCUGUUCGAAGAGACUGGUGUCAGACAAGCCCGGUACAACAACCUGAACACGAUGUUCUACGUCGGAUACCUGGCAUUCCAACGGCCCGGCCACUACCUGAUGCAAAAGCUGCCUUUCGGCAAGUACGUCGCCGUCACCAUCUCCGCCUGGUCCGUCAUCAUCUUCCUGCACUCUGCGUCGCGACGCGCUACGCCGGCCUCGUCGUACCGGCGAUGGAGAUCACGAUCGGCAUGUUCUUGAACCGCCACGAGCAUUCCUUCCUGCAGCCCGCCCUCUGUAUCACCUGCCAGGCCGCCCCCGUCGUCACGGGCUUCCUCUCCGCGGCGGGCGGCGUCGCCAUGGUGACCAUCGACUGGGGGUCCAAGACGGCGCUGCUGGGGUCCCUGAACCCGGCGGCGAGCACGUACGGCGUGACGUACAUUAUCGCGCUGGGCUGGACGACGUCGACGGCGGCCGGGUACACCAAGAGGCUGACGCGCAACGUCAUGUUCAUGCUGGGCUACAGCGCCGGCAACCUCGUGUCGCCGCAGAUCUGGGCGCCGAGCAGCGGGCCGCGGCAGGUGGGCGGGGACGGCGAGGUCGUCGGGGUCAAGGUCGACAUUGCUGUCUUGGACCUGACGGACUUGCAGAAUAAGCAGUUCUUGUACCCUCUGUGAGGAAGGGUUUCAAAGAUCGGGAAGAUGGCGGCGGCGGGGGGUUUCGUUGGAAAUAGAUGAAGGAAGAGGGACGCUUUAUACUUCACUCUCCCCGUACUAGGUUAUAAGAAACACUCCGCCGG
This is a messenger RNA of Colletotrichum navitas, 949 nucleotides long. RefSeq lists its product as uncharacterized. Lineage: Eukaryota; Fungi; Ascomycota; Sordariomycetes; Glomerellales; Glomerellaceae. The transcript has 2 exons. The coding region runs from base 384 to 827 and encodes 147 amino acids. The record is from RefSeq and is a predicted model, not a curated record.